UCUAUGGAAAGAGGAAGACACUGGAAGAUGAGAGUGCAGUGGCAAUUUUGUGUUUUCUUCACGAUUUUAGGCUGCCUGGUAUAUGGUGUUCACUGCGAGCCAUCAGUAUUGCCCAGUGAAUGUGCCCCAUGGACACGGCUGUCCAAUGGAAUCAACCAGUACCAGGGAAAGCAGAAUAAAGGCAUGGACAUAGCCUGCAAAGACCACAGCCAUGACAAGUGUGAGCAGCUGGAUUGUGGAGGCAGAUACAACCUAGAUUUUGUUAGUCUGGAGUUAAACGUGUGCAUGGGUCUAGUCUUCCAUCACUGCAACAAUCCUCCAGCUAUAGAGGUCAAUAUACAGCUACCAACUCUAAACAGCACCAUCCACAAACUGAUAGUCCACAAUGACACCAUUCCCAUCCCAGGCCUGAGUAGAAAUGUUGGCAGAAAUCGAGCCGAAGUUGUAUUGUAUGUGGAACUCAUGAGAAGGAACACAACAAGCUUUUUCUUCAGGAUGUCGGGACGUGUUCGUCUGACAACAACCGUGUUUGGUCGUGAGAUCACAGACUGGCCGGAACAUUUACAGAGAGAUAUAAUCACUAUUGACAAUAUCCCAGUGAGCAGAUGUAGCACAACGACCAACGCAACAUUGUCACCACUCAAGGUGUGUGAUGUCAGCGAUUACAUCGGGACCGCUCCGGACUCAACCGUAAAACCUUCUACACCAAUCAAAAUCACUUCAAUACACUACAAUAAAUCCUGUACAUCGGGAUCGAUGAGACAGUCCCAGUGUGGUUACGGCGAAGCCUGCAUCAACAAUCGCUGUCUGUGUGCCUACGACUACCAGUUAUCCUCUCAUGGUGUCUGUGAUUUUAUCGGAAAAACAAGACCGGGACCUAUACUAAACAUACCUAUCAGUCAAUUGGAUCCAUCCCAACCAGGGGUGCCUCUGUCUGCGGGACAGAAUCAAUCAUCGAACCCCACCAAGGUCAAUAGUAAGUAA
This is a messenger RNA of Pecten maximus, 984 nucleotides long. RefSeq lists its product as uncharacterized. The record is from RefSeq and is a predicted model, not a curated record. NCBI's taxonomy places the organism in Eukaryota, Metazoa, Mollusca, Bivalvia, Pectinida, Pectinidae. The transcript is spliced from 7 exons. Bases 4 to 984 code for a protein of 326 amino acids.